UAAUAAAUAUUAACUACGACUACGAUUUCUUAAUCCGAUUCACUGUAUUUCUUUUACUUUGUUGUAUACCCCUUCUUCAUUCUUAAUUCACACAACCAGCUACACUUGUUGAUGGAAAGUCAUAAUCAACAAAGCGUGCUGCCUUUUUCGGCUGAUACAAAGGUUAUCGAAGCAAGAACUGCAGUACUACUGCGAAAUACCAGCUUAUAUACCACCCGUAAUGAAAUUUCCUUAUGGCUUUUAGAGCAUCUCUUUUGUCCUUUAACAACAAGUAAUUACAAUGAAUAUCAAGUUUUGUACCUUUCAGGAAACGUCAAACCUGUCUGGGAAAGGAAACGAAAGGAACCGAAAGAAGGUUAUUAUACAUCACCUCCUACCACAGUCGCAGUAUCUCCAGCUACAGAAGGAACAUUGACUCCACCAGUUAUCUCCAGUCAACUGUUACCUUUGGCCAACAAUGAUACAAAUAACAAGAUGUAUAUCAUGACGCCUCGUACAAAGCUCCUAGUGAUUACAAAGGAACAACACAUGGUAUUUAUGGUUGAUUUAAGCUCUAGUUUAGCUACUAUAGAAACAAGUACUGGAAAAGUGAUGAUGAAGAAUGCAUAUGAAGUGCUGGAAAAUGUCAUUUUGGGAUUAGUACAGCCAUUUUCUUUGGAUAUAACAGAUGGUCCACCUAUAAUGAUUGAACAUACUCUCUACAUUACUGUUAUUGCAGAGUGCUCUCAGUUUGGAUCCAACAUGAAUGUGAUACCUAUAUUAGCGGAAUACCCUACUAUGCGAGUGUUAAUCCAAAAUAUACAAGUGUCGAUAAGCAACGUAUCUUGUGUGUUGAAAGUAUUACAUGAUGCAAUUGAUAGUUUUAUAAUGGACUUGGGCAAAUUUAGAAAGAAGUUGACUAUAAAAAGAUCAAAGUUAGGAUAUGAACUUGACGUACGGAGUGAUCACUCACAGGCAGUAGAAGACAAUACAAGCUCAAGCUACAGCAUAUCUACACGAGAUUCACAGGCUCAACAGCAGCAGUCAUCAAAACAAAACACAACUCAAGCGAAUACCAAAGAAUUUGACCAACAAAGAUCUGAAGCAAGCAGCAGCAUUAAAAAUUCGAGCAGUCCUUCUCACCACAGUCGUCAUCAUCGUCAUCAUAGCCAUCAUCGACAGCAUCAUCGACAGCACUCUUCAGGAUUGCUUGGUAAUAUACCUUCAGCCAGCACAUCCGCUACUCCCAACACGAUUAGCGCCACAGCUUCUGUUACCAGUGCUGCUAGUUCUAGUAUAGUAUCACAUAAGCGAUCAACGUCCAAGGAUCAUAAUAAGAAAGAUGUUUGGGGAGUUGGAAAAACAGGAAGUACUCUGUCUUAUAUAUUGCGUGCAGGUCUAUUCGCAUUAGAAUUAGUACCCAAGCGGGGCAAGCGAUCGAUCAUAUUGAUUACGGAUGGUGUGGUGAAAUCAAAUGUAGCUGAUGAGACGGCCAUUCGACAGCUAACAAGCGAAGAUGUUUCAUGCAGUGUUAUUCAAAUAGGACAGGCCACAAGUUUUUUCCCUGGAUUAAACUUUGGCUUUAUUCCUGAUAAUGAAAUACUACAAUUUGUAACAAUUGCUACCAAUGGUAGCUUUAUGUUUGCUGAUGACUGUCUGCCGAUAUUGAAAGAUGCAGCAAACGUACCUUCUAACUCGCCCAAUUUUUAUCAUCACAAACUACUCUUAAAUGAGAUCUCUUUAGAUAAGGUGAACACAACACGACUCAUGGUUAGAAAGAACAAGAAGAGUGAUAAUGUCGAAUCGGAAGCGAAUGAUGAAGCGCAUAAUGUCGCUAGGAACGAAUCAGCCUAUCAAAGAGUAUUCCCCUGGGAUCCCUUUGCGGCACCUAUCAAUGAAGAUAUGGGAUUAUUGAAAUAUAAAGAAUAUUUUCUACCCACAGAAUGCUGGCAUUUUAUGCGGGCAAGGCUUCGGCAAGGUUUUAUACUACACUCUGUCUCUUUGUUUGAUGAAUACCCCAAGUCCACAGUCAAAUCUGCAGCGAAUAAUAAUCUGCAGGCGGCAAGUAUAGCAGAAACGGCAGAUAAUUUCCAAAAAAAGGAGCGUGUGGUCAUUGUGCUCAUCUUGCGCUGGCAGCCCCAAAUCACAGUUGAGUACAGGAUAAAGUCACUAUGGACUUCCUUUUUACGAAGAUACUUGAAAAGCAUCUCUUUAAAUCAAGAAAAAAUGGUUCAUAUUCCUGAAGAACCGAGCUCAGAAAACAUUGACAGCAUUUUUAAUUGUAUGCGUGCACCAAAGGCAGAAAUCCUUGUGAGAGCAACAACAUCAUUCUCUCACAUGCUGCAUAACUGGGAUUCCUUUCAAAGAAGAACUCAAAUGUUGGUUGUACAAGGAGCAAAGACUACCAUGGAUCUGUCAAGUGCACCAGGCUUUAUUAAAGUUGGCAAGAUGAAACGACUUCUUGAAAGGCUUGCUGAUUCGGAUAACAUGUUAAAGCAGUUAUUACAGUUUAAUCAGGCAGAAAAGUCUCAACAUAAUAACCCGGAACAAUCAGUACUGCAGCUGAAUCAUUUAGCCAAGUUUAGUACACUUUGGGCAAAGCUUGACCGAUCAGAUAUUCGUGCCUUCAACAUGUGUUGGUAUGAUGAAGUAUCUGUCAAUUUGAUUAUCUAUCAACCGCCCUCUUUAUCAGAUUCUAUGAACCUUUAUAUGGAUGACAACAUAGAGUAUGACGAAACUGAGCUGACUCUUUUUCAAAUGUAUGCAAAAUUGGAGAAAUGGUCAAGCUUUAUGAGUGAUGAUCGACAAACAUAUAUAAAAGUACUCAACUCAAAUGAACCAUUUGCUUCACAUCAGUCAAUAGAGAACUGUAAUAUCAGUCCUAAGCACGCUACUCCUCAAUUUUGUGAAUUACGAGUGUUACGAGAGACUGAUAGACUUAUAUGCCUAAAGUUCAUGUUUUUCAAUAUGGAUGCAAAUUCUCGUAAACUGACUGUUGACACCAUCUUAAACAUGUUGAACUGCAAGCAAGACGAUAAAGCCUCUGUUAUGGAUUCAGGAGUAAGCGAGCCUGUAUAUGAUGCUAUAAACGCGGAUCAAGCCUUUGAUGCGUCUUUUUCAAGUAUUAUCACCAUGCGUCCACUCUCUGAUUUGCUUUUACGUGACACUCUACAUCUUGCAUCUAGGCAAAAUGGCGAUCAGGACAAUAAAUCAACUAAAUCACUAUGGUUUAUUAAUCCAGCAUUUAUAUUGACUGGAGAGUUCAUUGUUAGGAACUAUUUGCAGCAGACAACCUGGCAUUGGGAUAUACAAGAUGUUCACAAUGAUAUAGGGUCUCACAACAAAACGUUGACUCCGCUAAUAGACUUGGCGUUUGAAUACAUCGUGUUUAAUAGAUCAGAAAAUAAAUGGAAUACGCUCUCUUUCAAUAAGUCGUUUGGUCAUUUUUAUAAAGAAAUCACUACAUCAAAUCAAUCAGUUUAUUCAGCUCAGUAUUUCAUUUGGAAGGAUAACUAUAAAAAGGCCAUUACCACUGAAGUAUGGGUUGAACCAUGGUCAAAUGAGAACACGUUUAAACCGCAAGAAGCUUUACAAAACGAAGUGUUUGAAAAGGAUAAAAGCAUUAUUACACCGUUAAUCACGUUUGAUAUUCUCUAUGCUUUUGGUCAAAGCAUAUUCACAACUGUUGGUAAUGCAUUAGUGGAUCGCUUAGAACAAGAAGAUGACUUUAGAAACGCUACUAAGUGGAUACAGAAAUCGUCACUGUUUAAUAUCUCAUCUGUGCUUCGUUUAAGCUCUUUACUUAUUGCUACUUACUCCUGUCCGAAUUAUGAUAGACAUUAUCAUCCUUUGGAAGCUGGAGAUCCAUCUUCAGUAGCUAGUUUAACAACGAAUUCUAGUAACACAUACGCACAGCAGACAUAUCCGAUACUUGAACACGACAAUGCAUUCGGAAACGGAAGACGUAACCCGACUGGCACCAGAUCACGUACAGCUUCUAGAUUCAGCCCGCUUGGAUCUCCACUUGCCAAUUCUCUGCACUCGUUAAAUUCAUCAACACCUUUAGACUGGAACAGUGAGAAGAAUACAAUAUGUGCAUGUCCAAGGCCAGAUUCGCUGUUCUUCAAUGAAAGAGACAAUAUCUCAAAAUUACGCCCUGUGUUACGAGAUAUUGCUUUACUUCAUUAUUAUGUUGAACAAUCUUUGUUUGCUAUAGCUGACAGAACUCUUUCUUUAAACAAGGCAAAUGGUGACGACUUUUAUGUUAACCUAAUCAAAGAUUUAAUAGAAACAAGUGAAGUGGCUGCCACUCAAAGUACAUUGUUUGUAGCGCAAAAUUUUCGUGAUCUUCGAUGCUUUAUCAAAACAUUUGAUCCUUCGGCCUUUGUUUUGAUACUGAUGCCUCGAUUGGAUGCAGUCGUAAAGGGCUUAAAUCAUUUUGAAUCCAAGUUAAACCAGGAUAGACAGCAACAUCCACUCGAUAGAAUCAGUUUGAUGAUCUUUGAAUGCCAUCGACAGAUUUCAAGAAAUAGCAGUAACCCGUUAAGUACCAGUUAUCAAGUAAAAAUCCAGCCUAUAAACCCUGCGUCUUCAAAGGAAUGGAUAGAAAGUUUGGGUUCUACGUUAAGACCAAGUCUUCUUAGAGGACAACUUUUGACGACACUUCCAGUGGAGCCUUUGUCGGAUAGAACUCUUCGAUUGAUGCAGAGCAUCACACAAAUCUAUUCUAGGAGCUUUGUAAAGUCCGUAUUCACCUGUCUUUUACAUGGAAGAGCUGUCGAUUCUGAAGACUUUGAGAAGGUGUUAGAGAUUUGCGAUGAAUCAAAUUUAGACAUAGACCUCACUGGCUAUUUGAAUGUACAGACGUUAUUAAACAGACAUGCAAGGAUUAAUGAAGAAGAGCUUGUAUCAAUCAAUCAGCGGUUUAUAUCAGUCCUUGGACACUAUUUUGAGCCAGUUAUUAUCUCAAAUUCAGAAUGGACAAAUAUGUACUGCUAUAGACCUCCAUUUGCAAAGGUGGGACAGAAGCUUGGUCUAUCAUUGUCAUCAGGGGAAAAGCCAAGUAACCUGGCAGACGUUGUGAUGUGUGCUCAAAAUCCGCUUUUCGUUCGACUUGAUUGCACCCUUCGCAAACCAUUACCCGAUGGGACUGGGUUUACAGAAAUUACGUUCCCUUUGAACACCCUUCCUUCCUUGUAUGUGGGCAAAUUAGAUAACGGAACGCCAUAUAACUUUGAACCAAAAUAUAUUGGCACAGAAUACUCGCCUAUAGUUUCUGCUGAUGGUACAACUGCUACCCUCCAUCUGGUUUGUAUAACGCUUCCACAGUCAGAAUAUGAUCCACCGAAUACUAUACUAUCACAUCUAUCUGACUGUCCUGCUGACAAUGCAGCUCAGCAUCAGACGUCAUUCUUGGACGAUGACAAGGCUCACCGAGCAAGAUUACCAUCACUUGGCCAAGAUAAACAAGAUGCCCUUGUUGAAACUGAAGCUAGAUUAACUUGGCUGUUUACUGAAGAGAUCAUGCAUGGAUUAUUAAGAUCUGGUCCUGUAACAGAAAAUGUUAUUCGUUAUAUUGAAGCACAGUUGAAAAAGAAGAACCCAUUUGUUGAUUUUCCUACGACUAUGUUCAUUCCUCUUGCAUUUGUUAAAAAUCAAAAGGAAAGUCGUCGUAUCUUCUUUGAAGAAAUCGAGAAACAAAACAAUACGCCAUAUCGAUUAAUUCGUGUAGGAGAUUGCUUUUAUGCUAGUGAUAAUGAGUCUGAGCCUAUGCAUAUAUCGCGUCAGCAUAACAUAGAUGAAGAAGGUGAUGUGUUUGAUGGUGAUGGCUUAAACAUAACUACUAGUAUAAGAAGAGAAAGACAAGGUGAUGACGAUGACCGAAGUAAUGAUGAGUACUGUGAAGGCUUAGGAAUAAGUAUCUUAGAACCAGAAACAUCAGAAGAGAGUUCAAGGCAAAUAGUGAAGCAAGAACCUGUUCACCCACAGCUCUAUUGGCUGCUGUUAAUCCCUCAAGCACAUAGUGUUCAAAUAUACUUUUAUUCCAAGGUUCAACAGUCAGUAAACAGAUCUGAUAUCAUUCGUAUUACUAAGUCAAUGGUGAAUGAAGUUAUGGAGCGGACGAAUAGGUUGAUUCUUUUGCAACAUUUGCAUGACUCUCGUAUUUGCAGCAAAUACCUUAUUGCUCCAGUUGAAGGUGAAAAGCAACUGUAUUCAUCGGAAGAAGAGAGUUCGGAAGAAGAUGAAGAUCCUAUAACUGGUACAAACAAUAAUUUGGUGGAUAUACUAUCAACUUCAGGAGAAGAAGCUAGCGUUUCACCACCAAGAAAGUUUGUACCUGGCCAAUUUAAAUGCGAUAUCGUAUUCACAAAGCGAUUUCCAUUACACUGGAGACUGCAGCCCAACGCGGCUUUAAACAAACUCAUGACAGACACAUUAUUACCUUUCCUUGUGAAAAACAAGCCUGGAAUGUUUGUCAUUUCACACAAAAACUCUGUCGUUUAUUGCUUGCUUUCAGAGGUCAAUACGAUGAUAACUGAUGGUGCCAUAGAACCUUCCAUUUAUGCAGCAGAAGAUAGUUUACUUAGUCAGCCUGAAUCCAUUUAUGGUACAUCUCUUAUCAACAAUCCUGAUAACAGCAUAUUAAGCACCUCACAUACAAGAACUCGUCACCCAUCCUACAUUUAUCCAAAGCCUUCUCCGCAAGGAAGCAUUACUAGCGAUCGUCAACAGCCAAGUCCAAAAAAUAGCCCAAGCUCGACAGACAUAGGAACAUCUGCUUCAUCACCAGCCAAUGGGAAGAAAUUGAGCAAACAGUACGAAGGGCGAGAGCUUGUUCUCGAAGUUUAUGGCGUUGAGGCUGAUUCCUAUAUCAUUGAAGGCCUUGUGGAGAUGAUUGAGUCAAGAAUCACAUCAGAAAUUACUUUGAAAGAAGUUCAGCAAUUUCUUAUACGCAAUCCUACAACCAGAUUAUCUCGUGCAGACGUUGACUUUAUCUUACCGGUUGAACGGGAGCCAGCGUUGCAGGAACAACUUUGCAUCCCCAGUUUGGUGAGCAACAUGUCUCUGUUUCUAAAGAUCUUGCGAAAGAACAUAUUAACAUACCCUUCUCUACACACUCUCCACUCAAACUAUCUUGCGAGCACGGUGAAGAGACACCAUAUCCUGCACUAUGAUGGUUGCUCUGGAUUAGGUGAUUCAUAUCAUGCCAAGAGUGAGGACACAAGCAAAACCGGGUUGGCAGAAGAGUGGUCUUACUUAAGCUUGGCGUUUUAUUAUAAUUACUUAAAUCGAGCACCUGGUACAUAUCUGCCAUUUGAGCAAAGAGUAGGUGAAGGCAUUGCAGGAAUAUGCCUAACAGUCACUGAUGAUAAUGGCAUCGUUUUUUCAAAAACCGUAUUUGACAAUGAUAUAUCCACCUUAAAUAAGCGACAGCGAUUGACGUUGAAGGCGCUUAAGGAUUGCUUCAGUUUUAACUUUGAGCAAGCAAAUGGACACCAUGGAGGUUAUAGGCUUUGCAUUGAUAUAUGGACCUACAGUAAACUUGAAGUGCAGCAUAUUUAUGAAGUCAUCUACAGGUCAUUCAAGCAAAGCAUCUGCGACUAUCUAAUCGAAACAUCCAUUUCAUAUAUACCUCCAGGUACCUCAACUAGGAAAUCUAAACUGGAAGAUGAGUUUAAGACGAUCGCUUCUCUACUCAUAUGCAUCCUUGAACAGGCGUCUAAAUGGGAAAGUCCAAGCGUUCGAAAGUUUUCACGUCAGAUUAGUUUGACACCAUGGUAUUUUGAUGGCCUAGUAUCUCAACUAAAGUGUGAUCUACAAGACAUUCACGCAUCUCUAGAUCCUAUUAUCGCUCGAGCACAAUUGUCUAUUAGCUUAGAUGGUAUUUUUGGUGAUAUGAAUCGUGCAAGUUCAAUACCAAAUUAUCGGUUAUACAAUCCAUUUGAAGUCUUUGAAAAAUCAUUCGAAAACACCAUGUUACCUGAAGAAGAUGAAAUUGACGAGCGAUACCCCAAGAUCCGUAGCAGAAUAAAGAAGAGCUUUGCUUAUUUAUCGAGAAAAGGACCAUCGGCCGAGAUUACUCAAGAUGAAUCAUUAGGCAAGCAAAGACGAGCAUGUAAUCAAGAUGAAAAAAAGCUACAUGAAGUGCCAACAUUUGACCAUAAAAACUACAAGUAUUUGAUCAUAAGCGGUCUUCCAGAAGUCCUUAGCAAAUACUCGCAGCCGUCUAGUAGAAGGUUUAGUACAGAAACUAUGGAUAUGUCGCAAAAAUCUCGGGGCCCGCUGAGUUUGUUUGAAGAAGAACUAGCGUUGUUUAAUCGAAAGGAUCUUUCAUUAAGAAGAGAAGAUACUGCUAGUAUUCAUAGUCGACAAGAGUCACUUGCAUCAAGUACGUCAAAACCAUUACCUGGAUUCAUCUCGAAGCACAAAGGGAGUGAAUAUAGAGACACGCCAAAUUUUCAUAGCUUUACGUUAAUGACAAUAGACGUCUCUGAAUUGACAAUGUAUGCCUAUAAUUGCUCUGACAAUUUCUCAGACCAUGUGUUCAAUACAAUGUAUAAAAACGUUGUACUGCAAGAGACUCGACACAUGAGCUUAAACAACAUACUACACCAAAAGCUGGGAUUGUUCUAUCAUACUGACAAAAUGUCAAAGAUCAUGGCCCAUAACAGUAAUUGUAUAAGCAGUUUAACGCCGCCGUCACUAGUACAAAGCAACAGCUCUGCAAGUAAUCUCAGUACGCCUCUGCAGCAUACCGCACUGACGCAAGUUCAGAAUAUUUCAAGUAACAGUAGUGCAAAGUCGCCUAGUCUGGCGAACACCAUUGUUCGAUUAACUCAAAUUGACUCGUCAUCCUCUAUUCCGUCUAUUGAAAGCACUGCAAGCUCUACAGAGCAGCGAAACAGCAACCCAUGUAGCCCUAAACCCAGUAAUCAGAUUAUAGUCAACUUUGAAAGUUUGAAACAACUGAUAAAGAAUACAUACGAAUUUAACAUCAGAUACAAGAUACAGCAGCAACAAGGGACCCCUGAUAUAAUGUCUUUUACAACCAACAACAUCUUUGAUAUAGUUGACAAUGCCAGACUUUGUAAAACAGCUUCCAGAUCUACAAACGGCUCAACAGGCGAUGUUAUCUAUUCAGCAGCAAGAAUGGCUGAUGCGAACACUGUUUUACGUGAUACAUAUGCCCGACCUAUUGAGCUCAACAAGAUUCCUUAUUCCACGGAUUAUCUCGUACGCCACGGUGAGCCCUAUUUGCACAUGUAUCUCUCAAGGUCGAAGCCCUUAGAAGCUCAUGAAAAAGCCUUUAAAGUGUAUACAAAGUGGGCAGAGCGCUACUACGGUUCGGGACAAACAAGAACCGUUGAUGAAAUGAUGACCGUACCAGAACUUCAAGAAAUUCUGAAGGCUUCAAGGCUGCUGCAUUUCUGUAGAACACCCAUUAUUUUCUCUGAGAUCACUGCAGGCCCUUCCCUCACCUCUGAGCUCAAUAACGCGUUGAUAGACAACUUUGGUAAAUCUGAGGAGAUGACGGCAUGGUACGAAAGACUUGCACGUACAUUCAUGAAGGAGUACGCUUCCUACCUCGAAGGCAUAGGAAUGCACUUGAUUGUUUAUGGCCCAUCGAAUGAUCAGCCAGACGAACUUGAAACAUAUUUGUCCCAGUUUACCAUUGCCGAGAACUAUUCUGUUAAUUCGCCAGUUGUAUAUCUACUGCAAGUUUUUGAAGGAGGGUCAAUCAUGUGUGAAGCUCGAUUGACUGGCGCCUUUGUUUCUGUAACCUUGUAUACGUUACAUCGUAGAUAUGGUCGAUUGCAGUAUUCGCCUAACUCACAUCAAAGUUUGGAAGUUGGCAGAGAAAAUUUUCAAAACUUUAUGGGUGAAUGUGACCAAUUUAAGCAAAGGAUACAUGUCAACUCAUUUGUUUUUGAUUUUCACCUUCGAUACAUUCAACGCAGUCUGGACGAUGUUGAUCUUUUGCCACCAUCCUUGGAUUUGUUGAGCAUGAUAAAGAAUAUUGCGUUGAUUUAUGAUCGUCCUGCUAUCUAUGCUAGAAACAGAAUGAUUCAUGGCACGUAUGAAAUGCCUGUGGAAGACGCACAAGAUAGCCUUGUGUCCUGGAUGUUUGCUUCUGGCUCAAAACUUGGUCUUGGGGCAUUAAGAAGAAACGGCCAUCCAGUUGCUUGCUUUGUAUCUUCAAGCGACUUAUCCUUUGAUAUGCAUUUAACUCACAAAGAUACUGAAACUUCUCUCUUCCGCUAUACUCUGCUAAUAUGUCCAAUGGAUGAUGAAGAAGAAGAAAGCAACAGUAGACAACGCUGUGAUAGUAUAAGCACACAUCAACAAGGAAGCUUUGAUAUGUCUGGUCCUAAUCCUAUCAAAAAGAUUAUCGGAAGAGAGCCACAUGUCAAUAUGCAUAAAGUAACGUUGCAGUAUUUUAUUCUUAUUACUUAUCGUGGUAUGGAUUGCUGUAAUAGUAUAGAACAAUCUCGAAAGGCAUGGUCAGAAGCACUUAAAGCCAGGCCGAGACGAUAUCAUAAUUUUCUGGAUGAAAUACUUGAACCUCAAAGCAUCACUAUGAGAGAUGUCUUUAAUGCAGCUAAAGCCAAGUUAAGCGAUAUGGCAAAUAAGGCUAUUUACUAUUAUCGGCGUGAAAAUGAUUGGAACAAACUAUAUGAGAUUACUGCAUCCCACCCAGUAAACAACAUGUCACCUCAUGAAUUGGUGGACUUGGCUUCUCAGUUCAGCCCCAUUGAUUUACGUAAAAUAGACCCUUUGCUUUCCAAAAUGUUGGAUCUAAGAGGUAUUGAUUGGAAUGAUCUUUUGGAUUAUUUAAAGCUAUUUUAUGUUGGUAUGUCUGGAGAAAUCUAUACGGCAGAGACCAGACAAUUAUUAUUAUUUAUCAACCAUAUACCGGCAUUCUUCAGUAUAGUAUAUAAACCUGAGGCAAUGGUCACUAUUAGCAUCAACAGUAGAGAGGAUAGAUCAGGGCCAUACACACUAGAUGAAGAAGAGAAAGUUGCUAUUAGUCAACUAGUAACUAUUAUAUCAUGUUAUAUUUGGAAACAAAUAAAGUAAAUACCUAC
Rhizopus microsporus ATCC 52813 is the source of this 11066-nucleotide messenger RNA. RefSeq lists its product as uncharacterized. Bases 112 to 11058 code for a protein of 3648 amino acids. The transcript has 10 exons. NCBI's taxonomy places the organism in Eukaryota, Fungi, Mucoromycota, Mucoromycetes, Mucorales, Rhizopodaceae. Gene Ontology annotation, cellular component: peroxisome. The record is from RefSeq and is a predicted model, not a curated record.